This is a messenger RNA of Aureobasidium melanogenum CBS 110374, 1602 nucleotides long. RefSeq names its product aldehyde dehydrogenase. NCBI's taxonomy places the organism in Eukaryota, Fungi, Ascomycota, Dothideomycetes, Dothideales, Saccotheciaceae. The coding region runs from base 1 to 1602 and encodes 533 amino acids. Gene Ontology annotation, biological process: aldehyde metabolic process. Gene Ontology annotation, cellular component: cytoplasm. Gene Ontology annotation, molecular function: aldehyde dehydrogenase (NAD+) activity. The transcript is spliced from 2 exons. The record is from RefSeq and is a predicted model, not a curated record.
AUGGAUACCAAACUCCCAGUCUUCGAGCACACAGCCAUUGAGCAAAUUAGAGGCAUCCACGCCCGCGUCUACGAAAGUUUCCACUCGCAAAAGACCAAGCCUUUGAGUUGGCGCGUAACCCAGCUCCGUAAGCUAUGGUGGGCCAUCAAAGACAGAGAGCAGCAGCUCGGAGAAGCUCUACAACGCGACUUGGGAAGACCAUUCUAUGAGGCUUAUCUCACUGAGAUCGGAUGGGUGUUGAACGACAUCAUCUUCACCAUCAAUAAUCUCGAGAAAUGGGCAAAAGAGGAGGCUGCGGGUGAUGUCCCGCUGACUUUUAUGGCUAUGCGACCAAAGGUUCGCAAGGAGCCCUUGGGUGUUGUGGUGAUACUUGGUGCUUUCAACUUCCCUGUCCAGCUCUCGCUUGGCCCGUUGAUUGGUGCCAUCGCUGCUGGCUGUACCGCCGUCCUCAAGCCCUCAGAAAGCUCGCCUUACACCGCCGCCCUCUUGCAAGAAAUCAUGGAAGUCUCGCUCGACACAUCCGCCUUUAUCUGCGUUCAAGGUGCCAUCCCUGAGAGCAGCGCCCUUCUCGAGCUCAAGUGGGAUAAGAUCUUCUACACCGGAUCUGCCACCGUCGGAACCAUCAUCGCAAAGAAAGGAGCUGAGACAUUGACACCCGUAACACUUGAGCUUGGUGGUCGUAACCCUGCUAUUAUCACAAAGAACGCCGAUCCUCGUCUUGCUGCCAGACGCCUGCUCUGGGCCAAGAUUCACAAUGCCGGUCAGGUGUGCGUCAGCCAGAACUACAUCUUGGUCGACAAGGAGGUUCUGCCUUUCCUGGUCAAGGAGCUCAAAACCGCUAUCAAGGAAUUCUACCCCGAGGGAACAAAAGCAAGCAAAGACUACGGUCGCAUCGUCAACUCUCGCCAAUUCGAGCGUCUGAAGAAAAUGCUCGAGUCCAGUAAGGGUGAGAUCCUAUACGGCGGAGAGAUGGAUGCGGAAACAAAUUACAUUGCUCCCACCAUUGUGCGCGUUUCUUCAACUUCCGACUCUCUGGUUGUUGACGAGUCUUUCGGUCCUUUCAUUCCUUUACUCACAGUCGACAACUUGGACGAAGCAAUCCGCAUCGCCAAUGAAGUCCACAGUACACCACUCGGUCUCUACGCUUUCGGCAGUAAAGCAGACACUUCCCGCAUUCUCUCCGAGACCCGCAGCGGAGGCGCCAGUAUCAAUGACGGCUUCACCCAUGCCUCAAUGCCCACAAUCGAGUUCGGCGGUGUAGGCGACAGCGGCGCAGGCUGUUACCGCGGUAAAGCAUCUUUCGACUGUUUCACUCAUCGCCGUGUGGUCACCAACACUCCCGCUUGGGUGGAGACUUUAUUGAGCGCCAGAUACCCACCUUACGCGGGCAAGCUAUCACAACUGAAGAUGAUCAACGACUUUGCGCCAAACUUUGAUCGUGAAGGUAAGGUUGUGACCUUGGGACUGGUGGGAAGGCUUCUGGCGCUUGGUGGAGCUACUCUGGGCCAAGGUGUUAAGAGAUGGCUUGUCCUUGUUGUGUUGGCCCUGGGUGUCAAGUAUGGACAAAUGCUUGGUCUGCAGGAAAGACUCAAGAGGACUUGA